Molecule: messenger RNA, 2451 nt
Organism: Halichondria panicea
Lineage: Eukaryota; Metazoa; Porifera; Demospongiae; Suberitida; Halichondriidae
Product: conserved oligomeric Golgi complex subunit 7-like
Exons: 19
Coding region: 98-2341 (747 amino acids)
Biological process (GO): intracellular protein transport; retrograde vesicle-mediated transport, Golgi to endoplasmic reticulum; Golgi organization
Cellular component (GO): COG complex
Source: RefSeq, a predicted model, not a curated record
GUUUGAUUGCAGUAUUUGUUUUCCACGACCCUUUACCUACUGUUACCAGACAGAGGACACAGAGGAGACAGAGAAGAGAGCAGCUAGCUAGCUAGCUAUGGACUUGAGCCGUUUUUCUGAUGAGAAUUUUGAGGUCAAGGAGUGGGUGAAUGGAGCUCUCAAUACACACAAAGACAAACAGACAUCUGUAGAUGUACAUGCAUCGACCUUAGUCAUGAAGCUGCAGUUGUUCAUUCAAGAACUAAACAAGUCAGUUGAAGAUACAAGUAUGCAGAUGCUCAACAACCUUCCUCGGGUGUUACGAGAUGUAGAGUCCGUGAGACAAGAAGCUAGUCUACUCAACGAGCAGAUGAUGGUCGUCAAAGAGGACAUUAAACGAGUGGAGAGUGAUACCGCCCACUCGAUGCAGACGCUAGUGGAGCUGGACAGAGUGAAGCAACGCAUGCUACUAUCACAGACUGCUCUACAAGAAGCCGACAACUGGACCACCCUCUCAGAGAAUGUGGAGGAGGUCUUUGCCACUGGAGAUAUUCAGCAGAUUGCUGAGAAGCUGGCUGGGAUGCAGCAGAGCUUGAAUGUGCUCCAUGAUGUACCGGACUAUCAGGACAGAAAACAUGUACUGGAGGCACUAAAAAACAGAUUAGAAGCUCUCGUUUCGCCAAAACUUGUGGCAGCAUUCAAUUCUCAUACUCUAGACGAGGCUCGGAACUACGUGCAGGUAUUUCUGGACAUAGAGAGAUACUCACAACUAAAGGGACUCUACACUGGUUGUCACAAGGCCAGCAUUCAUGAGUUAUGGACUGAGCAACAAGACAACAAGAGACCUCUCUCCGGCACUGUCUCCUGUUUCUAUGAUGAGCUACUCACCAAGUGGCGCAAAGAGUUCUCGUGGUGUAGUCAGGUGUUUCCGGAGCCCCUCCCACUUCUCUCAGUUGUGUUUGCACAAGGGCUUGACUCUGUACCACUUGGACGCUGCCUAGCAACAGUCGAGGGACAGCGUGACGGACUGAACAUGCUCAUUGAGCUCAGACAGGCUUCCAUGCGGUUCACUCAGGGUCUUGAGCAAGCCUUGUCCUCCAUGGAAGACUUGAAUGGAGUGUUUGUAUUUGUAGAGGCUGUACACUCUCCCUACUGUCAGCUGCUCGUCAAGUACCCUGCCAUGGAGACACAGCUACUUAAACACCAGCUACACGCCCUACAAGUGUCGUCACUGGAGGGAGUGGAAGAGACCGUGUCUGCGAUUACUGCGUCAGUGUCUCAGCUGUUUGUGAUCACAGGCCAUGGUCUGGAGCGAUGCAUGCAGCUAACGGAGGGAUGGGGGCUGCCUGGUCUCAUCAGAACCCUCGAGACCCUGUUGACUCAGUACGUGGCAAAGGUGUCCAGUAGCAUGCAUCAGAUACGCAGGGGGUGUGGUCUGGAAGUAGGCGUGGCCAGUCAGGGGGAGGAGUGGACUAACUUGCAGCACGCCUUUAGGCUCAUUCAAACCUGUGGGGAUAUGCAUCUACGAACUCUGACCCUGAGCUCUCAGCUGUCCUCUACUGUCAUAUCUUGCACUACUCAACUGAUAUCUGUGGCCAAUGAAACAGCUCCGUUCGGUUGCUAUGACUACCUCUCUCUGUACCACCCUGAAGAACACACAGCUGUUAUGGAGCUCAUUGCAGCUCUACAGAAAGUGGGCGGAGAUUAUCAGCUGUUGCCCUCGUCCAUCAGUCAGAUUACAGGCCUGAAUGAGCGGGCACACACACUCGCGUUUGACAUCAUCUUUGCCCAACUCAAAGACAAGCUAUCAAAAGUACCACAGCUGAAGGUAUGGAGGAGUGAGGGAGGUGCCCCCCUGGACAGUCCUCGUGGCCUCACUGACGACCUCCCAUCAUUCAGUCUCUCACCACUGCCCUACAUUACAGAGAUUGGAGACUACCUGCUGACCCUGCCCCAGCAGCUGGAGCCGUUCACCUCCCAGGACAACCACUCACUCACACACGCACUCAAACACGGACAGCUGCCCUUCCCGGCCACAGAGAUGUUGAAUGUAUCUGAUGACGAUGACCUCCACCCCUCCGAGGACUGGUUGGGAGCCAUAGCACGGGGAACCAUGGAAACAUAUGUCACCAAUAUAUUCCGUAUACCCUCCCUGACAGAGACGUCUGCACAUCAACUAGCCGCUGAUAUAGCCUACCUGUGUAAUGUGCUGGCAGCCCUGGGUCAGAGUCCAAGUGAGCAGAUGACACAGAUUGAGGUACUCCUCAAGGCUGACAGAGAACAGUUUGACGAGUACAGAGGCAAAGAAGACAUGUCUGCUAAACUGUAUGAAGAUAUCCGCAAACUAAGGACUUGGAUCUAGCUAAUUAGGAACUCAACAAUUCAGUCAAUCCAAUUGAUUUAUAAUUAUUGUUAAUUCUUAUAUUCAUAAUUAAUUAAAUUUUAUAUAAAAAGAGAAUAAUAAAACGUCAA